UGGAAUCAGCUUGAUUUGGACCCGCUACCACGAUUCCACUUUCUUCAAGGACGGUGUAUUACCAUUUUCGUGGCGGUUUUGAUUCGAUUCCAAAAGCUCCAUUCCUCUCAUAAAAUUGAUACAGCAGAACUUGCAAGCAACAGCGAUUCCAAGAGCUCGGUUCCUUCACAACAAGGUUAGAGGAUUCCAGAACAACCAGCAUAGGAAACAACCAACCCAUACAUAGCCCGUGGGAUAGAGUAUAGCAUUUGUUCCGUCAAAGCAAACCAAAGCAAACCAAGGAGCCACACAAGUCUAUCAUAUUUCAUUCUUCAUCGAAACCAAACAACAAAAUCAACAUGGCCAUCAUCAAGACCACUCCUUCUACCAGCAGUCUGUUGCAUCGCAACCAGUAUCAGAUUCGCGCUCAGUUUCUCAAUAGUUUGGGCAUUGUGCGGGACGUUGUUCCAACAGAUGACGACAGCGAGGAUGAGAUGGAGGGCACCAAUGACAACGGCAAGCAACCACUCGAGUUUAUGAGGGAAGACGACGACCAUGACAUGCAGCAGCAAACCCAAGUGACGUUUGCCCUAGACGUGUCGCUCCACGAGAUUCCUUCCCAUAGAGACUAUAGUCCGGAAGACAAACUUGCCAUUUGGAAUGGCUCUAAACAAGUAUCAGCCAUUGUGCAGAGGAAUACCGUAGAGUACGCAGCAGAAGGAUGGUGUGUCGAAGGAGUUCUGGAAGAAGACUCGUUCGUGCAACUGCCCAGUGGAGAGCUGGUACAUCCAGCCACUUUGGAACAGCAACAAAGAAUAGCCAAGCAACGCAAGCUGCGAAUGCAAGCUGAGAAGCGAAGGAAACAAGGAUAUGCCUACAAGUCCGUAGCAGACUGCCUGAACUUUCAUCAAAAACCAGUCAAGGCCAAGCGCCGAAAACAAAAACCAUCCAAGCGAACGCCACUGCGAACGCUAUCCGCAACCAGUGAAUGAAUAGGUGCAACUGAUGUUCACAUUUGCAUUGGAUGGUCUCUACUCUACUCUUCUACAUCUAGCUACUAGGUUAAUACUUUCAGAAAACAUUCAUCAUCUUUC
Messenger RNA from Seminavis robusta, 1073 nucleotides. The record is from the annotation of a GenBank genome assembly. Lineage: Eukaryota; Bacillariophyta; Bacillariophyceae; Naviculales; Naviculaceae.